CUUUUUAAUAUUAUUUUCCUUUUAUUUCCCUUUCUCCCUGUAAAAAUCUCGAUCUAAAAAAGGGAAAAAAUUUAUUGUCUGAAAAUCCUCCGAGCUCAACAAGAAGCUUAAACUUUCACCUUUUUGCUAACCCAAGCAAUAUCGACAUUCUUCUCCCACUGCCACUCCCUUCUAGAUUUGUUUGUUUUAUUUUUAUUUUUUAUAAAAUUAUAAAAUUAUUCUAUUUUUCGAGAUCACGGUGCAGUUCAACCGUCUUGUUUCAGUCCACACCAACGGCUACGGUUGCAUGUUCGACGGCCGGAGUUUGUUCCAUCGCGAAAGCGAUCAAGACGGGUACGUCGUUGGAAUCUAUGUAUAGUGCUGAGAUUUGGAGAGUAGGAUUUGCCGACUACUUUGGAUGCCUAUUGGUAUUGGCUGCAGGAUAAAUGCUUUUUAUUUGGGAUUUAGGGUUUUCGAGCCUGGUGCUCGUGCUUUCCCUCCUACCUUUGAUCGGCUUUUUCGUAAGGCGGAAAUGGCAGUUAUCUGUAGCAAGGCAAGCGGAGAUAAAGAGGCUCUUGAUUUUGGCCUCUGAGGAGGCGGCUAGAGUCGAGCUUGAAGCGACUAUUGAAUACGGUACGGUUUCUAUUUCGUGGAACUAUCAACAGUGUGCUGUUUGUUAUUGUCCUACUACCACGCGGUGCGCUCGCUGUAAAGGGGUUCGAUAUUGUUCUGCGAAGUGUCAAAUUAUUCACUGGCGGCAAGGUCACAAGGAAGAAUGCCACCCACCUGCCAUUGCCGUACACCAAAAUCAUGAUGAGGGGAGCGAUUAUGGUCAGAAGGCGAUAAAUCAAGACCAAUAUGGAGAUAGAUAUGAGAUUGAAGAAAAGUCGCAUGCAAAGUUAAUUGGAACAUCCUCUACUGAAUCUGCAUUGUUUAGUUCCAUCACAGGACCUGCAUUAUUGAGUUCCUCUAGCUCUUCUGUGGUUUUAGAUGGGAAGGAUGAUGAUGCAAAGGUUGAGUUUCCUGCUGAUAGGGAAGGACUGAGCUCUGCUCCAGAAUCUUGCAGUGCUUCAUUUUCAGGAUUUUCGUCUGCAGCUGGUAGUGAAUCAUCUGAUGAUGUUUCUGUGUGUGAGAGCGUAAGUUCAAAUGAGCUUGAUAAAUUGGAUGGUCCCUCAUCUGCUGAUGUUAAUCUUGACACGUUUUGGACUUCUGUUGUCAACAAUGUGGAUCAAACCAAUCCAUCAUCCCCUAAAUUUGUCAGGUUGGUUGAUUCUGUAGAUGAAAUUUCUAAAUUAAGUCAUAGCAAGCCUGAUCAAAGUGAAGAGAGCCAGUGCAGAGCAACUAGUUCUUCAGGAUUAGGUGUUAGUGAUAUGUCUGAGGGCUCAAAUGCUGAGGCUUCUAGAUUUUCUUCUGAUUUUUGGGGCAGAACUUUGGAAUCAGUUCCAUCUACAAGUGUUGAUGACAAUGAGUCGUUUAACUCUUACCAUAAAGAAGGCGGUAAAAGGGCCUUACUUGAUUCUGGAUCAUCCUUACAUUUUUCAUUUACUUUGGCUGGAAAUGCUUCUUCCUCAUAUCCGCAAGUCUCCAAGGUGAAAGAUGCCAAAUUGGAUGAUGCUACUCAAUGUGCUACUACUUUGGGGCAUUCCAAGCUUUCAGAUGGAGUAGUUUUGUCCGAAAAUGCUGGUUUAGAUUCUCCGAAUGAAGGAAACUCUAAGUCCUCAAAUUCUGAAUGCACCAACCAGGGGGAGUGCGGAUCUAACAAUAUUCAGCAUGUUAUAAAUCCCAGAGAAGCUAUCAAUAUAGAUGUUCCACUAGUCGGUAGCUUGCCAUCUUCCCAUUUUGAAAAAUCAGGCUCUACUGUUGUCACUAAUGGACCUAGCAUUAGCAAUGCUUCUCAUUUGUCAGAGUCAUCUGAUUCUUAUUCAUCCAGUGACAGAGCGCAUGCUGUUCCCAAUGUGAAAUCUGGAAAAUUUGAUGAUGUUCAUGCAAAUUUCGCUAAAUUAUCUCAGUUUUCAAGUUAUUCUUCUAACGGUAAGAAUGGAUUGAAAACCUCAAUGUGGAAAGUUGUUGAUCAAUUCAGAGUAUCUAAAUUUCCAAAACACCAUCCAUUUGGAGUUAGUAAUGAGGGAAUUUUUCCUUAUGAAUCAUUUGUCAAGCUUUAUAGUUGGAACAAGGUGGAAUUACAACCACGUGGCCUUGUAAAUUGUGGUAACAGCUGUUAUGCCAAUGCUGUCCUUCAAUGCUUGACUUUCACUCCUCCUCUGACUGCUUACUUUCUUCAUGGAAUCCAUUCCAAAGCAUGUGCAAAGAAAGAUUGGUGUUUCACUUGUGAGUUUGAAAAAUUAAUUUUGAAGGCUAAAGAUGGGAAAUCACCGCUGUCCCCUAUGGGAAUACUUUCCCAACUACAAAAUAUUGGCAGUCAACUUGCUAAUGGGAAAGAGGAAGAUGCACAUGAAUUUUUAAGGUAUGCUAUUGAUGCUAUGCAAUCUAUUUGUCUUAAAGAAGCUGGGUUGGCUUCAUCAGGUUGUUUAGAAGAAGAAACAACUUUAAUUGGCUUAACAUUUGGAGGCUACCUUCGGUCAAAGAUAAAGUGCAUGAAGUGCCAAGGCAAGUCUGAACGUCAUGAAAAAAUGAUGGACCUAACAGUUGAAAUUGAAGGAAAUAUAGGAACCCUAGAAGAGGCUCUUCGGCGGUUUACUAGGACUGAAAUUCUGGAUGGAGAAAAUAAGUACCAAUGUAGCAGAUGCAAAUCUUAUGAGAAGGCCAAAAAGAAGUUGACAAUAUUAGAGGCUCCAAAUAUUCUUACAAUUGCAUUGAAGAGAUUUCAGUCCGGUAAAUUUGGAAAGCUUAACAAAGCGAUUCGGUUCCCUGAGAUUUUGAACUUGGCACCAUAUAUGAGUGGGACAAGUGAUAAAUCACCCAUAUACAGGCUCUAUGGAGUAGUGGUCCAUUUGGAUAUCAUGAAUGCAGCAUUUUCGGGUCACUACUUGUGCUAUGUUAAAAAUGCUCAAAACAAGUGGUUUAAGAUUGAUGACAGCAUGGUAACAUCUACAGAACUCGAAAGAGUUCUAACAAAAGGAGCAUAUAUGCUUCUUUAUGCCAGGUGCUCACCUCGGGCCCCAAGAUUGAUGAAGAACAGAAGUAAAGCCAUUCCAUCGAGUGUCAAUUCAAAAAAUCCGCUGAAGUCCAAUUCUUUGACAUAUUCUGGUCUUGAUGAAUUCCACCCCAGCUUGAUUCAUUCAGAUACUCCUAGCAGUAUUGAAUCUUUUUAUUCAAAAUACAAUCAACUGCAAAGGAUUUUAGAGGACUCGUCGUCAAGUGAUAGUUGUUCUCUUUUUAGCGUCAAUUCUGAUGAAGGUUCCUGCUGUACUGAUAGCACACGUGAUUCUACCAGCACUGAUGACUUAAUAGAUUCUAUAUUUGGUGAUUCAGUCCAAGGGUGGAACAGCCCAUGGAGGAGUUGUGAUUCAGAUGCUUUUUCUUCAUCAUCUUCUUCCUCCCUUUACUUGAGGCAUUCACCUGUUGCUGAUUUAGACCGAUAUAGUUCGGGUUCACCCAAAAUUCGCAGCUCUCGAAUGGAUGAGGAAGGUAAGCGAGAUGAUCUCUUUUUCCACUCCGACACGAUGAGUAAACAAUGUAGAAAGGUAGUAGUAGCUUAGGAAAACUGACUCAAAGAGAUUAACCUCUUAAAAAUGAUGCAUGUUUUAGAAAAUCAACGAGGGGAAGAAGAGAUUAAAAAUCUUAUUACGAGAUUUGAGUUAAAAUGAGGUAAAUAAGUGUUUUUGGGAGGGUUGUAUAUGUAAUGUACUUACUCAUGUAGUUAGCUUAGCUAUGUUUAAAGAAAGCAGCCUAUCCCUUUUUGUUCAUAGCUUCCCGUUCUCUGGGUAAAUAAUACACCAGCCUAAUCCUUAGGCCCCGGUUUAGCAUAA
Gossypium raimondii (Peruvian cotton) is the source of this 3908-nucleotide messenger RNA. RefSeq names its product ubiquitin carboxyl-terminal hydrolase 17. Gene Ontology annotation, biological process: protein deubiquitination. The transcript is spliced from 11 exons. Bases 426 to 3638 code for a protein of 1070 amino acids. The record is from RefSeq and is a predicted model, not a curated record. Gene Ontology annotation, molecular function: cysteine-type endopeptidase activity; cysteine-type deubiquitinase activity. Gene Ontology annotation, cellular component: cytosol; nucleus. NCBI's taxonomy places the organism in Eukaryota, Viridiplantae, Streptophyta, Magnoliopsida, Malvales, Malvaceae.